AAUAGCUCCAAAGAGAAAGUAGAAGUCCAAAUAUACAUAUGAUAGCGUAAAGAAAUAUAGUGCAUGUUAAGAAGACGUUACAUUAGAUUUAUUUAGAAUGGCUGAUUACGAACAGGCUUUAACAUCUUCUAUUCAUCAGUUAAAGUAUGAACAAGCUGAUUUGGUGAAAUCUGAUGUGUUGAAUGCAUUUAGUGUCUUUGUCGACUUGGAACAUACAGAGGAAAUAUUUGUGUAUGAAGACGGAUAUCGGAAGAAACUUCUAAAACUGAAAGGAACUGUACCUGUUCACUUUGCAGGUUCGGAGUACAAUGUCCCAAUUUCUAUAUGGCUAAGCAAACGACAUCCAUUUAGACCACCCAUAGUGUAUGUAACACCUACCUCUCGGAUGCAUGUCAUGUCUGGCAACUUCGUUGACAUGAAUGGGAAAGUUAAUAUACCAUACCUUACUGACUGGAAUUACCCGAGCUCCGAUCUGCUGAGUUUGAUACAAAUUAUGACAACUGUAUUCUCGGAUGAACUUCCCGUGCGCGGUAAAUCUUUAUCCAAAUCUUGCAAUUGUGAUAUGUCACAGAGUGCACGUGCUGCUUUAAAUCCAGAAGGCUCAGAAAGUGAAGUACGUGUGCACACUGCUGGAACGGAACAUGGUAGAAACAGUCCAGGAGUUUCAUCUGAUGAUAUAGCUUCGUUUGAACUCGCCGGUGAAGUACAUGGUAGACUAAGCUCACGUGAUCCGAACAGAUCCACGUAGAAGAUUGAUACUUCCUCACGAUGAUGCCUAGAUAUUAUAGAUGAAGCACGGUGCUAUUGCUAUAAGGCUAUUUUCCGACAAAAAACUGCAGCAAGUACCAGAUGAUUAUAACAUAGGACCUAAAUUUAUAAUAUGUUUAAAAUUCCUGUUUUUUUUAAAGUACGAACAUCAACAUAAUAAUACAUUGAUCAUGUUGAUUUAAAUAUUAUAAGCAUAUUUGUAAUUGAGAAACAAUAAAUAUGUCCCUUUAUUUUAUCAGUUAAUAAAAUAUUGGCAUGAGCUCGGAUGCGUAAUAAUUAAAUCACGAAUGCUUAGCACGAGUGAAGUCAUUAUUUACAUUCAAGCGUUUGAUACAAUUGUUCAUGGACAAACGGAGUGGUUUAAAUCUUAUUUAUCAGGUUAUAAUAGGUUACAAAUACAUUGUUUGCAUUCAAUGUGGCGUUCUUCAGGGAAGUAUACUAGAACCUAGCUACAUGAGUGUUAUGUCGAUGUAUGAGUAUAACUAUGUAUAAUUCUAACAUGGCUCGAUUUGAUUUCCAGUUAAACAAAGAAGGAUAUCAAGCUCUGCAUAUUCUGCGAUAAACAGCGGUUAACGCGCGGACCGGUAAGAGUGCAUUAUGACGUCAAUUAUGACGUCAAAUUACCGCAUGACGUCCGAUACAUUACUACUCGGGUAAAUAGAGUCCAGCAUAAUACUUAUUAAAAUAUGUCAAUGAGCAUGUCAGAAUGAAAACAAUCAAGGCCUACUUUUGAUUUAUCGUCUAAUUUACCACGGUUCAUCGUUCAGAUGCUUCAGUAUUCAGAUGCUCUCGUGGUUCAGUUCCUACGCAUCUGAACUCUGAACCGUGGUAAAUCAGACGAUAAACCACUCGAAGGCCUUGAUUAUUUGUUAAGUGAAAACUGUUACUAAGUUUCAUAUGCAGAUCAUAAUUAUGCAUGUCAUUAUGCUGUCUUUUUUCUCAUGAAACUAUCCUAAAACCAUCAUCAAUGUUCUUGAAUAUGAAUAAAUUGUAGUAUUGUUAAUGAGUUGUCGAAAAUAAAUCUUUACCUCUUUGUUAAA
Mercenaria mercenaria is the source of this 1808-nucleotide messenger RNA. RefSeq names its product tumor susceptibility gene 101 protein-like. Bases 98 to 748 code for a protein of 216 amino acids. The record is from RefSeq and is a predicted model, not a curated record. The transcript has 8 exons. Gene Ontology annotation, cellular component: ESCRT I complex. NCBI's taxonomy places the organism in Eukaryota, Metazoa, Mollusca, Bivalvia, Venerida, Veneridae. Gene Ontology annotation, biological process: protein modification process; endosome to lysosome transport; protein transport. Gene Ontology annotation, molecular function: ubiquitin binding.